Messenger RNA from Megalobrama amblycephala (Wuchang bream), 968 nucleotides. RefSeq names its product chymotrypsin A-like. NCBI's taxonomy places the organism in Eukaryota, Metazoa, Chordata, Actinopteri, Cypriniformes, Xenocyprididae. The transcript has 7 exons. Gene Ontology annotation, molecular function: serine-type endopeptidase activity. The record is from RefSeq and is a predicted model, not a curated record. Bases 108 to 899 code for a protein of 263 amino acids. Gene Ontology annotation, biological process: proteolysis.
CUUGCAAGGUGCACAAUAUCCCACAGUGGAGCGAUAAGAGUCCAGGAUAUGAAUGAGGACUGUAUAUAUAAAGCUCUCAGAGGAGCUGGCAAUAUUCAAGUGCAGCAAUGGCCUUCUUGUGGAUCCUAUCCUGUCUCGCCUUCUUUGGUGCAGCCUACGGCUGUGGUGUUCCUGCCAUCCCCCCUGUUAUCACCGGCUAUGCCAGGAUUGUGAAUGGUGAGGAGGCACGGCCUCACUCCUGGCCCUGGCAGGUGUCUCUGCAGGACUCCACUGGCUGGCACUUCUGCGGUGGCUCUCUGAUCAAUGAGAACUGGGUCGUGACUGCUGCUCACUGUGGUGUGAGGACCUCUCACCGUGUCAUCCUGGGUGAGCAUGAUCGUUCAUCCAAUGCUGAGGCCAUUCAGACCAUUAGUGUUGGAAAGGCCAUCAUGCACCCUAACUACAACAGCUACACCAUCAACAACGACAUCCUCCUGAUUAAGCUGGCCACUCCCGCUAAGCUCAACUCUCAUGUGUCUCCUGUGUGUCUCGCUGAAACCAGUGACAACUUCGCUGGAGGCAUGAAGUGUGUGACCUCUGGAUGGGGCCUGACCAGGUACAAUGCUGCUAAUACCCCACCCCUGCUCCAGCAGGCUGCUCUGCCUCUGCUGACCAAUGAUGACUGCAAGCGUUACUGGGGAACCAACAUCACUGAUCUGAUGAUCUGUGCUGGAGCCUCUGGUGCUUCUUCUUGCAUGGGUGAUUCUGGUGGUCCUCUGGUCUGUCAGAAGAAUGGAGUCUGGACUCUGGUUGGUAUUGUGUCCUGGGGAAGCAGCACCUGCUCAACCAGCUCGCCUGGUGUGUACGCCCGUGUCACCAAACUCCGUGCCUGGGUUGACCAGACCGUUGCUGCAAACUAAGGCACAGAUGUUUACAGUAGUUCUUGGUCAUAAUUCUCAUCAAUAAAGUUUUAUUUUGAGACAAAAAAA